AUGGCGUCCUCACCUAUCUCCAUUCCCCUCUUCGCCCGGGCGCAACAACAGCUGCUGUUGAGAGAACAUGAAGCGGAGAAGUUGUCAUCGGCCCUCGCUACCAGCGCUACAACCUCCGCCGCCGCCGCGACGCGUCGAACCUUGCAAGCGACCGGGUAUGCCUUGACUGGACUGGUCCUCGAGCAAUGCAGAACGGGCAUGGGUGGGAGAGUGGUGGGAGAGUUCGGUCCAGAUGCAGCAACCUCGUCUUCCUCGAAGAAAGGAACUUCGGAUACAGUUGACACAGAUGGGAAACCUAGUUUUGGGGCGCAUGGGAUUCGAGUCGGAGAUGUGGUUCGGGUCCUGGAGAUCGCUUCCGGAACGGCUAAGAAGUCAGCCAAGGACAAGGACGGUGCAAAAGCCAAACCGUCGAAGGAAGCUGAGGGUGUUGUGACAAAGGUCUCAGAAAGGUCAAUUUCCAUAGCGUUCGGCCAGAAUGGAGGAGGCGCUGCAAAGCACGACGAGGAAGCGGUGGACGAGCUCUGGGGUAAGAAACUCUGGCUUGUCAAACUCGCAAACGACGUGACAUACAGACGCAUGAACCAGACAAUGGAGAAAAUGGAGAAGAUGCCCGAGUCCGAACACACCUAUUUCAUGAGAGUCCUUUUCGGUCACGCUGCUCCGUCUCCUCCGGAUUACGAGUCCGUCGGGGAACUCGACUUUAUCGAUCCGACCUUGAAUGAUUCCCAGAAGGAAGCAAUACGCUUCGCGCUCGCUUCGAAAGAGAUCGCGCUGAUCCACGGCCCUCCAGGCACUGGAAAGACGCAUACGUUGAUAGAGCUUAUUCUGCAAAUGAUCCGCCGGAACUUGCGAGUCCUAGUGUGUGGCCCUUCAAACAUUUCGGUGGACAACAUCGUUGAACGACUCGCUCCGCUUAAAGUCCCGAUAGUGAGGAUUGGCCAUCCAGCUCGUCUUUUACCAUCAGUUCUAGACCACUCUCUCGAGAUCCUUACCCAGACAUCGGAGGCCGCAGAGAUCGUGAAGGAUGUCAGGAAGGAAAUUGAUGAGAAACAGGCAAGCAUACGAAAGACGAGAAGUGGCCGAGAACGACGAGAGAUCUAUGACGACAUCAAAGAACUGCGGAAGGAGUACAGAGAGCGAGAGGCUAGAUGCGUUGAUAACCUGGUCAGAGGUAGCAAAGUUGUUCUGGCUACCCUGCACGGUGCAGGAAGUCACCAGCUGAAGAAUCAAAAGUUUGAUGUCGUCAUCAUUGAUGAAGCAACCCAAGCUCUUGAGGCUCAAUGUUGGAUUCCUCUGCUAUCUGCUUCGAGGGCUGUGCUCGCGGGGGACCACUUACAACUGCCACCUACAAUCAAGUCAUCGAAUCUGAAAACCAAUGAGAAGCAAGGAAAAGACUCCAGAACCGGUCAAACUGAGAGCGAUGAGUCCCCAGCUUUAAAGGGUAUCAAUCUGGAGACGACGCUGUUUGAUCGGCUGCUGUCUCUACAUGGUCCAUCCAUCAAACGGAUGCUCACCACUCAGUACCGGAUGCACGAGAAAAUCAUGAAGUUUCCUUCUGACGAGCUGUAUGAGUCCAAACUCAUCGCAGCGGACUAUGUGCGGGAACGGCUGCUUAAGGAUCUUCCUUAUGAGGUCAAGGAGACGGACGACACAAAGGAACCUCUUGUUUUCUGGGACACACAAGGAGGCGACUUCCCCGAGAAGACGGAGGAGGAAGACAUCGCCAAAAAGGAAGGUCUGCUCGGCGAGAGCAAGAGCAAUGAUAUGGAGGCUGCCGUGGUUGUCAGGCACGUGCAGAAUCUCGUGGAAGCGGGCGUGAAGCCGGAAGACAUUGCGGUUGUGACUCCAUACAAUGCGCAGCUCGCUCUUUUGUCCCAAGCUCUGAAAGAAAAGUACCCUGGUAUCGAGUUAGGGAGUGUAGACGGGUUCCAGGGUCGAGAGAAGGAGGCUGUUGUUGUGAGCUUGGUCCGCAGCAACCCAGACCAUGAAGUUGGGUUCUUGGGAGAAAAGCGUCGACUGAAUGUGGCAAUGACCCGUCCAAGACGACACCUCUGUAUAUGCGGUGAUUCCGAAACCAUCAGUCGAGGCAGCAAGUUCCUUAAACACUGGAUGGAUUUCCUGGAAGAAAAUGCCGACCUCCGGUACCCGGAUGCCAGUGAAUUGAUGGCGUAA
Rasamsonia emersonii CBS 393.64 is the source of this 2172-nucleotide messenger RNA. RefSeq names its product DNA helicase. Gene Ontology annotation, molecular function: 5'-3' DNA helicase activity; ATP hydrolysis activity; ATP binding. The record is from RefSeq and is a predicted model, not a curated record. Lineage: Eukaryota; Fungi; Ascomycota; Eurotiomycetes; Eurotiales; Trichocomaceae. The transcript has 5 exons. The coding region runs from base 1 to 2172 and encodes 723 amino acids.